Physcomitrium patens is the source of this 1293-nucleotide messenger RNA. Its product is annotated as NADH dehydrogenase [ubiquinone] flavoprotein 2, mitochondrial. Gene Ontology annotation, biological process: mitochondrial electron transport, NADH to ubiquinone. The record is from RefSeq and is a predicted model, not a curated record. Gene Ontology annotation, cellular component: respiratory chain complex I. NCBI's taxonomy places the organism in Eukaryota, Viridiplantae, Streptophyta, Bryopsida, Funariales, Funariaceae. Gene Ontology annotation, molecular function: NADH dehydrogenase activity.
CGUUUUUGUAUGUUAGUGUGUGUGUUGUGUUUUCAGAGCUUCGUUGCAGUUCUACCCACUGCUCUCGCGAGGGAGGGAGAGGAAAAAUGAGGCCAUGGAGGGUUGCCACUCGGGCUCUGUGGAUGCUGCGUACUACUACUACUACUACUACUACUACUGCUACAGUGCAGGGGUGGCACAGCAGAAGAGCGCCAGCCCCGCACUCCCUGGCUCGCGUCUCCACUCAGGUUUCGGAAUGUUGAAGAUUCGAAGACGAGAAGAUCUGAGUAGGAGCUACUCUACUGCGACAUUUGCGCACGUAAAUACGCCAGAUAACAAUCCUGAUUUGAAAUGGGAUUUCACUCCAGCGAACAUGGAAAAGGUUAAGGAAUUGCUCUCCCAUUAUCCUAAGAACUACAAACAAUCUGCAGUUAUUCCUUUGCUCGAUUUAGCUCAACAGCAGCAAGGUGGAUGGCUUCCAGUACAGGCCAUGAAUAGGAUUGCAGAGAUAGUUGGAUAUGCACCAAUUCGUGUGUACGAAGUGGCUACUUUCUACUCCAUGUUCAAUCGUCAACCAGUUGGCAGGUAUCAUUUACUCGUGUGUGGAACUACACCAUGCAUGCUGCGAGGAUCUCGAGAGAUUGAGGACGCUCUCCUGAAGCAUUUGAAUGUAGCUCGGAAUGAAGUUACAAAGGACGGUUUGUUUUCCGUGGGUGAAGUAGAGUGCAUGGGCUCCUGUGUGAAUGCUCCAAUGAUUGUUGUUGCUGACUACUCCAAUGGUGUUGAAGGCUACUCUUACAAUUACUAUGAGGAUUUAACUACCGAACGAGUUGUGGAGUUGGUGGAGGAGUUGAGACAGGGAAAGAAACCCAAGUGGGGCACACAACACCCAGAAAGGAUCAAUUGCGGGCCAGCAGGUGGCAACACGACGUUGUUGACAGAACCUAGAGCACCUGCUUGUCGGGACUUAGAUGCGUGCUGAGUGGUCAUUGUCAUCUUGUGUGAACAUAUUCUCCGUUACUUCGUUGAGGUUCCGAUGAUGUCUAUUUGUAAAAAAAAAACCUGCCAAAGCCUUACUAAUUAUGCUGUUGAGUUCGCAACUUCCCCUAUCUUAUUAGAUUAAAAGAUGAUCUUAAGUUUUUGUGUGAGUAGUGGUGGUUCUUGGUGAGGUUUCAAGAAUUCUUUUGUUCGAAGCGAUGGUUUUGACAAAAGAAUGGAUGUUGUUCACUUAGAUCCGCACGGCCGAGCCCUACUUCUUUUUUCUAUCUAUAUUAUAUGUUGCUUAAUAUUCAAAAGUAGGUUGUUUCCCUUCCA